Messenger RNA from Drosophila guanche, 2746 nucleotides. RefSeq names its product kelch-like protein 10 (gene klhl10). The record is from RefSeq and is a predicted model, not a curated record. The transcript has 5 exons. The coding region runs from base 167 to 2434 and encodes 755 amino acids. Lineage: Eukaryota; Metazoa; Arthropoda; Insecta; Diptera; Drosophilidae. Gene Ontology annotation, molecular function: protein binding.
CUCGUUAGUCUCAUUUCGUUAGUGGGGCGAGAACAGCUUCGUUGUUGUUAAAUAUAUUUAUUGAGCAGCAUUCAACCUACACCAACACAAUUAAGCCCAAAAAAAGACGAAUUCAACUCAAUCCGUUGCUCGGCUGCCAGCAGACUUGAAUCCGAGACACGGCCAAAUGCAUCGCAAUCAAAAUGACCAUUUUCAUGGUGUCAAUGAGGGCGUACCAGUGGUCCCACUGAUACCAGAACUCCCAUUUCCAGACAUGGAGGUGGACAUGGAGAACAACCUGGGGCAGUCCCUCAGCAAAUCCUUGGCGGCCCCCACUGUGAGCGAUCAGGCGCUUAAUACUCUCAACGAACUUCGCGAGGCUAAUCUCUUGUGUGAUGCAGAAAUCUCAGUCGGAGAGUACAAGCAUACCUUCAAUGUGCAUCGCGCCAUCAUGUGCUCCUGCAGCUCCUACUUUCGCGUACAAUUCACGGGCCAAGGAUUUGUGCCGGAGGGUGGCGCCAGCGAAGACAUCCGUGCCGUGCACAUACCAGGCGUGAGAGCUGCCAUCAUGAACUGUGUCAUCCAGUACGCUUACCUGCGCAAGACCAACAUCUGCGACGACAACGUGCACGAGCUACUCAUAUGUGCGGAUUACUUGGGCAUCGUGGGGCUAGUCAAGCAGUGCAAGGAGUACCUCAGCCGCUCCCUCACCCCGGAGAACUGUGUCAGCAUCAUGGGAUUUGCACGCUUUCGAUUUCUGGAGGAUUUGCACUUAAAGGCCCGCAAUUAUACGCUGCGCUACUUCACGGAGGUGGCUGCUCGCAAUACGGACAUAUUGGACAUGAAUGUGACAGACUUUUAUGGCAUAAUUAGCGACGAUGAGCUUAACACACGCGAGGAGGACUAUGUGUGGAAGAUGUGUGUCAAGUGGAUAGACCGCGAUCCAGAGAGCCGCAAGAAGCACGUUGCCCACUUGAUGACAGGCGUACGUUUGGGUCUAAUGACCCCAAAGUGCUUCAUGGAGGAGGUCAAGGAGCAUCCGUAUGUGCUGCAGUGCGCGGAGGCCAAGCCGUUGAUAGUGGACACCUUUAAGUUCAUGUAUGAUCUGGACUUUCUAAACCCACAAGCCGAUGAGCUCACCACACCGCCGCUGGCCAUGCCGCGUUUACCCCACGAGGUGAUUUUCGCAAUUGGCGGUUGGAGUGGUGGAACUUCAAAGGCUUGCAUCGAGACCUACGACACGCGCGCUGACCGCUGGGUGAACAUCCAUGCCGAAGAUCCAGCUGGACCCAGGGCUUACCACGGCACCGCCGUGAUCGGUUUCAAGAUCUACUCCAUUGGGGGCUACGACGGCGUCGAGUACUUCAACACAUGCCGCGUCUUCGAUGCUGUGAAGAAGAAGUGGAGCGAGGUCGCUCCGAUGCACUGUCGCCGCUGCUACGUCAGCGUGGCCGAGCUGAAUGGAAUGAUCUAUGCAAUCGGGGGCUAUGACGGGCACAAUCGAUUGAACACUGUGGAGCGCUACAACCCGAAGACAAACCAAUGGACCGUCAUUCCGCCGAUGAACAUGCAGCGAUCCGAUGCCAGUGCCUGCACCCUGAAGGGUCGCAUCUUUGCCACUGGCGGAUUCAAUGGCCAGGAGUGUCUGGACAGUGCCGAGUUCUACGAUCCAACGACCAAUGUAUGGACGCGGAUAGCGAACAUGAACCAUCGUCGCUCGGGGGUGAGCUGUGUCGCCUUCAAGGGCCAACUGUAUGUGAUUGGGGGCUUCAAUGGCACUGCCCGAUUGGCCACCGGUGAGCGGUAUGACAUGGCAUCCCAAACAUGGCACUCCAUCAGGGAAAUGAAUCACUCGCGCAGCAACUUUGGCCUGGAGAUCAUCGAUGAUAUGAUAUUCGCAAUUGGAGGCUUCAACGGUGUCUCGACCAUUUCCCACACUGAGUGCUAUGUGGCCGAGACAGAUGAGUGGAUGGAGGCCACUGACAUGAACAUUGUGCGCUCCGCCCUAUCGGCCAAUAAUGUCGCUGGACUGCCGAACAAACGGGACUACAUACACAAGGAGCGGGAUCGCCUAAUGGAGGAACGACGUCAGCGAUUGAUGGCCUCUGCCAUGGCUCGAGACGAAGUUGGCCAUGGAAAUGCUCCGCACUCGCUGGUGGCAACCAAUGAUGCGGCACUCGAUGACUACGACAGUCCCAUCGAGGACGAAGACGAUCAGCCGCAACUGGCACUGCAGCAACUGGGCUUGCCCUUACCAUUGCCACUGCCAUUGGCCAUGCCCGUUCUUCCCAUUGCUGCUCCAGCUGGUGGUGCCUUAGGGCUUGCCCAACUCGAAGUUCAACCACAGCCUGGCCAAGCGGUGGACGAUCCCGGACAGGAAAACAAUCGGCGAUUUCGGGUGCAGCUGCGUAAUCAGCGCUAUGGUUCGGUUCAUGAAAUUCGUCGUCGCGCCUAGAAGCUGGCGCCACUCCCACACCCGGCCAUGACUGCUUUUACCCUCCCAUAACCCCGUGACUACCCUGAUAAGACAACAAUAAGACACAUAACAUAUCACAUUAGAAGAUGCGUUUGCGUGGGCUGCAGCCCACGUCUGUAAGAACAAUUUUCGAUGAUCCUUUUGGCUCCAUUUUCCGUUUGACGCAAAUCGCCUCCUCGGCGCAUAUCCAAAUUUCAGUAUACAUCCAAAUUUGCACAGAAGCUGUAUCUAAAUUCCCUGGCAUUGUGCAGACUUCAAAUAAAUAAAUCGCUGCAUUGUAAUAGUAGUAAA